AUGGCCCUCCUGCGCCACGCCCGCGUCUACACACUAGCUCAGCGUUUCGGCGUCCCCGCCCUCGCAACCCUCGCCCACAAGAAGAUCCACCUCACACAAAGCACCGCACGCGGCGAAAUCGAGUACGCCCGCUACGUCUACGGCCACACCAAGGUCUCGGACGAGAGCAUCCGCAAGCCCGUCGCUGCCUUUUGGGCUACGAGGUCACACGUCUUGCGCCACGAGGCAGAAAAGGAGUUCCGCAGCAUGUGUCUCGAGUUUCCUCAGUUCGGGUUCGAUGUCCUCAGCUUGGUGCUGGAUAACCAGGAGAAGAGGACUGCUAGGUCCGAGACUACGAUCGGCGGUGGUCGCAAGAGGCCGCGUGUCAGUGCUGUUUAG
Aureobasidium vineae is the source of this 378-nucleotide messenger RNA. NCBI's taxonomy places the organism in Eukaryota, Fungi, Ascomycota, Dothideomycetes, Dothideales, Saccotheciaceae. The record is from the annotation of a GenBank genome assembly.